Dujonia railenensis is the source of this 1110-nucleotide messenger RNA. The record is from the annotation of a GenBank genome assembly. Lineage: Eukaryota; Fungi; Ascomycota; Pichiomycetes; Serinales; Debaryomycetaceae.
AUGGCACUUUCUUCACAAUCAUUAAGCAAACGUGGAUGUCAUUUUGGAUAUGAUGGUAAUGGAAACAACUAUAACAGUACGCCCGGCUCUGGGAAUAAUAAGAGAAUGUGCUUAGGCAUUUCAAAAGAUUUAAUGUCCUACCAUUCUGUCCUUGCAUGCUAUUCUUCUUCUGACGUUAAUGAAACCGAUCUGGAAGAUGAACAGUCUUGUUAUAGAGCUGACCAAGUUAGGGCCAAAAGAAGAGCAUCGACUCGUAUGUCCUUCUCUGUCAACCCUAACGUGUCCCGUGCUAUUGCUAAGUACAGUGAUGAAGAUGAGGAGCAUAAUGAAGAGGGCCAAAGAUUGGUUGAUGAAAACAUUGACUGCAAGUUAUUGUCUACAUCAUCUAAUACCAAUUCAUCUAUUUGCCUUGCAAAGUUAAAAAGGAGAACAGCAUCUUCAUCCUCUUUCCAUUUGUCUGAUAAUGAACAACAGAAUAACACCAUUACCAAUUCACAAACAUCGGUCAAUAAGAACGAAUGUUUAUCCCCACAAGCAUCUGGAGGUAUGAAACGUUUAGUUCCAUCUUCCGAUAAGAAUGCUAGAAGUCGUUGUUUUGAUUACUUAGUUAGCGCAAUUGAUGAGGCAUGGGCCCGUUAUUGUACUGCUACUUCAUACACUGAUGAUGAGGAAGAUGCUAAGUUCAAUUCUGUCACCCCUGCAUCCAUUGCUACUGACGAAGAAGAUUAUUUUGGAAACACUACUGAUAUCACUGAUUACGAAGAUAGUGACUAUGGUGUCAACCAUCAUAAACACAAUAGUAGUCAGAGGAUUUCUUCGGGCAAGCCACAAAUGUAUCAAAAACUGCUGCCAGUGAAAUCAAUUAGCGUCGAACGUGAUGUAGAUCAAUCAUCGAGUCAAUUACAAGCUUUGAAGGAUCGUUUAACCAAGGCUAAGUACUACUUACAGGAUUUGGUUGAUUCUGAAGACUUAUGCGAAGUCGGAUCUUUCUGGAAGCGUUGGGAUAUGAUCAAGUAUGCUACAAUUGAGCUCGUUGAGGAUGACGAUGACGACGAUGUUGUCGAGAGCACUAUUGAGGAGUUGGAAGAUGGACGUUUCUACCUCAACUAG